UCUACAGAGAACAACGCCCCCAUUGCCAUUGCAUAACGAUAAGCAUAUGAUUUCUGUGUGAUGAACCAACCUCAGCCUCAGACUCAGCUUCGGACUCAGCCUCGGACUCAGCCUCGGACACAUCACAGCCUACAUUUUCCAGAUCUUAUCAUUACACCAGAGCUUCAAGAAAUCAAGAUCAUCCAUCCAUGGCUGUUUCCAGAAUCAUUUCUUCUCUACUUUCUCGCUCAUCCCCUGCUACUUCUGCUCUCGGAAGAAGAAGCAGGGUUGUGCAGAGGUGGUUUAGCAGUAGUGCUGCAGCAGUGGAUGAAGAGGCAAUAACUCCUCCAGUGCAGAUUCAUUACACAAAGCUUCUCAUCAAUGGAAAUUUUGUCGAUUCUGCUUCUGGGAAAACGUUCCCCACGCUUGACCCGCGCACGGGUGAAGUGAUUGCACAUGUCGCCGAAGGUGAUGCAGAAGACAUCAACCGCGCCGUGUCCGCUGCGCGCAAAGCAUUCGAUCACGGGCCGUGGCCAAAAAUGUCCGCCUAUGAACGGUCGCGUAUAAUGCUCCGAUUCGCUGAUCUGGUGGAGAAGCACGCCGAGGAGCUAGCGCAGCUCGAGACAUGGGACAAUGGAAAACCGUACCAGCAGGCCCUCAAGGCGGAAAUCCCGAUGUUUGCGCGGCUGUUCCAUUAUUAUGCCGGAUGGGCGGACAAAAUUCACGGUUUGACAGUGCCGGCUGACGGGCCUCACCACGUCCAAAUCUUGCAUGAGCCGAUCGGCGUGGCCGGGCAGAUCAUUCCGUGGAACUUCCCCCUUCUAAUGUUCGCCUGGAAAGUCGGCCCGGCUCUCGCCUGCGGCAACACUAUCGUUCUCAAGACUGCCGAGCAAACACCCUUAACGGCUCUUUACGCCGCAAAAUUAUUCCAUGAGGCCGGGCUUCCCGAAGGUGUUCUUAAUGUUGUGUCUGGAUAUGGUCCUACUGCCGGCGCAGCUCUUGCUAGUCACAUGGACGUCGACAAGCUUGCUUUUACUGGAUCGACUGAGACCGGAAAAGUUGUGCUGGAGUUGGCUGCGAAAAGCAAUCUGAAGCCUGUGACUUUAGAGCUCGGAGGCAAAUCGCCAUUCAUUAUUUGUGAGGAUGCCGACAUCGACAAGGCAGUAGAGUUAGCGCACUUCGCGCUAUUCUUUAAUCAGGGGCAAUGCUGCUGCGCUGGUUCACGUACUUAUGUCCACGAACGGAUCUACGAUGAGUUCAUUGAAAAGGCGAAAGCGCGUGCUAUGAGGCGUUCCGUAGGCGAUCCUUUCAAGGACGGAGUCGAACAAGGUCCACAGAUCGAUGCAGAGCAGUUCGAAAAAGUUCUUCAUUAUAUAAAAUUGGGUCGCGACAGCAACGCCAAUCUUGAAUGCGGAGGAAAUAGAGUUGGAUCAAAGGGCUACUUUAUACAGCCUACUGUAUUUUCCAACGUCGAGGACAACAUGUCGAUAGCGCAAGACGAAAUAUUCGGCCCGGUUCAAUCAAUCUUGAAGUUCAGGGACAUCGACGACGUGAUCAAACGAGCAAAUGCGACACGGUAUGGACUGGCAGCGGGCGUGUUCACGAGAAACAUCGAUACGGCGAACACGUUGUCGCGGGGAUUGAAGGCGGGCACGGUGUGGGUGAACUGCUUCGACGUGUUCGAUGCGGCGAUCCCGUUCGGAGGGUACAAAAUGAGCGGGAUCGGGAGGGAGAAGGGUGUAUACAGCCUUAACAAUUACUUGCAGGUUAAGGCUGUUGUGUCUCCCCUCAAAAAUCCUGCCUGGCUUUAGACAAGACUAUGGGUUGUCUGGAAGUCGAGUUUCGUCAAAGAAAACUACACUCUCUACACACAAGACCUCGUUCGUCUCCCUGCUACUGCUACUGCUACUGCUGCUGUUAAAUAAUACCUACAAAUGUUUGUUUGUUCACAUUAAUGAAAUAAGUAAGGUUGCGUUUGGUUA
Messenger RNA from Andrographis paniculata, 1961 nucleotides. Its product is annotated as aldehyde dehydrogenase family 2 member B4, mitochondrial. Lineage: Eukaryota; Viridiplantae; Streptophyta; Magnoliopsida; Lamiales; Acanthaceae. Gene Ontology annotation, molecular function: aldehyde dehydrogenase (NAD+) activity. The record is from RefSeq and is a predicted model, not a curated record. The transcript has 11 exons. Bases 189 to 1790 code for a protein of 533 amino acids.